Pelodiscus sinensis (Chinese soft-shelled turtle) is the source of this 738-nucleotide messenger RNA. The record is from RefSeq and is a predicted model, not a curated record. Lineage: Eukaryota; Metazoa; Chordata; Testudines; Trionychidae.
AUGGGUACCUUUAUUGGAGGACAGAUUAAUCACAUGCAUUUUCGUGGAAGGAAAAACCGUUGCUUUAAGUUGGCUAUACGAAGUGUUCAGAGAGCUUUUGUGAAGACUACAAAGGCCAGACGAAAAAAGAAGAGCUUCAUGAGAGAGCUUUGGAUCACGAGGAUUGAAGCAGCUUCUCUCGAACAUGGUUUGAAGUAUCCAGCUUUCAUAGGCAAUCUGCUUAAGUGCCAGGUGGAUCUGAAUAGGAAAAUGCUUGCUGAUCUGGCUAUUUAUGAGCCAAAGACAUUCAAGUCCCUAGCUGCCUUAGCUCAGAGGAGACGACAAGAAGGCUUCCUUGCUGCCCUUGGAGAUGGAAAAGAACCAGAGGGAAUAUUUUCACGUACUGUACACCAUUAUUGAAGUGACAGGCAUAACCUACAAUUGUAGCUGCCUAUUCUAAGUAGGGACUUGUAUUGCAAAGUUAAGUGUAUAUCCCAAUAUACAAUAAAGAUCAUGUAAGUGAAACAAGAUCUUUUCCUACUUGACUGGUUUUAGAGGAGGACUUAGAGAACCAGCUUGUAAACUCAUAAGGAUGGCUGGCUUGUAUUGGCCUGCCAUAUUGCUCCUUAAGCGUAGAUUGCAAUUUAAACUAAAACCAUUAACAGGGAUAAACCCUACUCUCCAGAAGUCAUGCUAUGUAAAAAUGUUGUGUAAACACUCUUGUUCUGUAACAAUCCAAUAAAGGGUUUUAUGUCUUAU